Messenger RNA from Drosophila eugracilis, 4675 nucleotides. RefSeq lists its product as uncharacterized. Gene Ontology annotation, molecular function: protein binding. The record is from RefSeq and is a predicted model, not a curated record. Lineage: Eukaryota; Metazoa; Arthropoda; Insecta; Diptera; Drosophilidae.
AUGGAGAGAAAUAGGCAAGUUUUGAAUACAAAAGAUAUGCAAUUGUUUCUGUACCUCAUGACGACAACGAUAUCGCUAGUGUGGAUCAUGGAAAACGAUGCAACCCCAUUGAUGUCAUUAUUGGAUGGCACCAUCCUUGAGACCUACAAUCGUUCAACAGGAAAUUAUGAAGAUACAAGACGAACCGAAAUUGGAAACACCUCUAAAGUAAUACCCACUAGAUUAAGUAAAAUGUUGAACCGAACAGAUCAGGAUAUACGAUAUAGAAUAAUGUCCUACGAAGAGGAACGAAAAAGAAUUAAGAGUUUAUGGGAUCCCGUUCUUAAUCAAAGCUACGAUUUUACUAGCCCUAUGGAUUAUGACAACUCAUCUGAAAUAAAACCUUUUAGAAUAAGUAAAAAGUUAUAUCUGCAUGAUCAAGAAAGCACACCUCAAGAUAUCUCAGAAGAAAAAGAACCAAAUUGGACUGAGAACUCACUGUUCACUGUUCUUAAUGAAUAUCCCAACUCAAGGAUAAUUUUUUUAACGAGCAUGAAGUUGACGAAGAAAAAAAUGCCAGGCAAAUGGACGAUUGUUCGAAGAUUGAUAAAUAGAAGGUAUCGACUAAGAUUGAACAUAUUCUUAAACAAAAAUAUUAUUUACGGAGAAAGAUGUUCCAUUUUCACUACCCUGCCUCGCUUGGGAUAUAUUGAUUUUGUGGUCAAUCUUACGGUGGAUACCAAUGAUUAUUUAAUUAAGGAAUUUAUUACAGCUGUCAACAUUAAAGAUCCGGGCUGGGGGUACACAAAUAAUCUACGAUCACUUUUGCGAAGUAAUGGCAUACUAGAUCAACGACUUUACUAUAACCGUGGUUUUUUUUACCGCACUUCGGCUACUUUCUACAGUACGGAACAUAAGUACAUUAUUGGCAUGAUAAGUGCACUGAAAAGAAGGAGUUUGCUAAUGUCACGGGUGGUGCGAAAAAGAAUUGAGGUACAGAAGCCACCGGGUGUGGACUGCCUGCCAUCUUUGCAUUUAGAAUUCUGCAGUAAUCCUGAAGAGCCAGUUGAAGUGUCGCCAUUGGGGCACAUGGAAUUUUUUGCAACGAUUGGUGAUGAGUGUCAUAUAGCUGAGCUAAAAAGUAUCCACUGGGGCUUUUAUGAUACCGAAGAGAUUAAUUCUAUCGCUCAUGUGAAAGAUGCCGCAGGGCUCGUAGUGAAGUUACUACCAUACAAGCUCAAUUUCGUAUACGAUGCGGAUAAGUCAAGAAUCUUUAUUUUGCGGGGCAAGGCAAAGAUAAAUGACAUCACAACUGUAGCUCGUUGCUAUGUGACGUACAAAACACCCGAAUUAGAGCCAACAAUCAAGGGCAACGAACGUCGCAAUGUCGACAUACGAAAAUCGUUCUCCCUCGAUGGUUCCAGCUCCAAAGACAGAGUCAGGAUUUUUGAAACUCUUGACUCCAAGGAUUUCUUUUGGAGCUGUCAAAGUGUAGACGAUCCAGCGAACCCAUAUUGCCAUAGAGAUAUGUCUAUGAGACCCAGCUUCAAAAUGCCGCCUUAUGCUCUGAAGGAAGGAGCUGCCUAUGAAUUCAAGUUGACCGUAAUUUCGCGACAUGACCCACAAAAACGAAAAACCUUCUCCCAAAUUGUUAAGGGUAUCACCAAAAGUGCCUUCACUCCCGAAAUCCUUUGCCGAAGAAACUGUUAUAUGGGCGUUUAUGCCCCGGUGGACAGUGUCCAUCUGAUACCCAAAUGUGAUGACUGCCCAGGAAAGAUUCAAAAAUAUGAGUGGUGGGUGAUGGUGAAAGGAGAGCGACCAUAUCUGGAAUCGCGGUACAAGUAUCUGAUUCUACAGCACAGUGAGGCUCAUCUAUCCAUUCGUCUGAAGGUGUUCCUGAAAGGCAAUAGGUGGGCAGAGGCCUUUUACACUCUGCGUCGGAACGAUGGACCUACCAAGGGAACAUGCGAUAUACUGCCAACUAUUGGCCUCGAGAGCUUGACAAUAUUCGAGAUCGAAUGCCUGGGCUUCGAGUCGCCUCACUCCCCUCUAAGCUAUCGUUUUACAGUGCCUACGGGUGUUGUGGCUUCAAAUGUUCCAUAUACGAAAUAUCAUCUCACCCUACCUGCUACCAAAUCGCUCUCAAUUUCCAUAUGUGAUACCCUAGAUAUGUGCGUGGACGAAAAGCUUAAUCUCCUUGUGUUGCCAAUAGAUAUUCGAUUUGUAGGUACGGUUUCCCAAGUAAUGGCGGAUGUGCCGAAAAUGUUUAAGCAUGGUCACUGGAAUAAAGCGUAUACCAGGGCAGUAGUGGCCACCAAGUGGAUAAGUACAUCGAACGAUGGAAGCGACCUCUAUUCUCCUUUAAGGAAUGAACAGGGCUCAACGGGCUCACAGCUGGAGCAGCUUAGCUCGCUGGCCACUCACAUGUUGACCAAGCUGACGCCAAUCGAUUAUAAAGAUGCCAUUAUAAUGGGUGAACUUUUCAGUCAGAUUAGCGAUGUCUUUACAGCUCUCCUUUCGGAAUUUGAAUGGCUGCAUAGAGAUGCCUACUACUCAUUAACAGCCGCACAUAUGUACUUUAUGUCCAUUCUUGGCAAGAAAUCGGAGCCUCAUUCACUGGCCAUGUGCAAGACCUAUGAUCCAGAGUGUUUAAAUUUUGAGAGACUUGACUUUGAGACGAAUUUCGAAAUCGAGUUUGAUCCCCUGAUUCUACUGCGCAUAAAUAGCUGGAUGAUGAACACAUGGUACCUGUAUAAGUGCGUCUACUUUCUAGGCGUCCUGGCCACCAAACGGCAUCAUCCUUACGAUGACGCCUUGAACAUCCAUAUGGGCGGCAUUGCAUAUCAGAUAAAUGUAACGGAGGUAACGAAUAACGCCAAAAAGAUCACCCUGUCAACAAUCGACAACAUACACGUAAUACAGUUAUCGAAAAAGCUCCUCUUUGAAUUGAAAAAGAACCUGAAUCAUAGCACUAUUCUGUUCCAGACUAUCUCGCAACAGAACCACCAUAAUAUAUUUUGGUGGUAUCCGGAUCCAUUGCCCUCCAAGACCAGCGUUCUUAUCAUGCAUGCCUACAGUCCCGUUCAUUUCUUUGUGAGCGCAGCAGAGAACUCAUUGGACAAUCCCUUGGUGUACAAAACAAACAUUAGCCUGUUUAAUGAUGAGUCCUUGAGGCAUUGGAUGGCCAACAGUAGUAUCCAGAACAGUUCCGAAAUCCACAUAUAUAGCUUGAUGCUGAACACCAAGGCCAUGUUGGCGGUGCGAAUUGUUAGUUGUUCGGAGCUGAUGUACGUUAAGAUGAGAUUGCACAGGUGGCCAACGCUUAACCAGAUAAGGCAAAGGGCUUGUCAUAUUACACCCGAUAUGAAUGGCAAACGCAUUUGGAUGGCCAACUCAUGUAGUCGGAGCCGGGCAUAUGUAGCCAUUCAUAGACCAGGUAUUAUCGAAGAUUCACAGAAAAAGGUGAUAAGGAUGCGAGCGAAUAAAUAUAAGGAGUUUCAGGAACGAGAAAACGAGCGAUGGAAGAAGAAACAACAAUUAAAUUACUCGAUACUCCUGGAGAUAUAUCAGUGCAACUUCUGGAAGAAUCGUUCGUUGGACCCCGGCUGGAGCAAGGAAUUUUGCACGACAACCUUUGAGCACAGCUAUGGGACAUCCGUUCAGUGUACCUGCCACACCUUGGGCACAUUGUCCUCACGCAUUUUUCCCAUCUCAGCGGAAUUGAUUGUGGAGCAUAUACCCGUACCUGAAAUGUUGAUAUUUUUGAUAGUGCCUUUAAUAUUCCUACUGCUCUUUGUGUUGCUGAUCCUAAAGUGCGUUUUUAACUUGGACUAUAUAAGUGCCCAUCUCAGGGAGCCGAGCAUGCUGCACUGCGAAUCGAACAAGGGAAAAGUGGAUCGUUGGCAAAGCGAUGGACCCGAGAUCCUCCUUGUGAUUAGAACUGGUGGUCAGGAGUUUGCGGGCACUACAUCGAAUAUUAAAUUCUACUUCAAGUCGCGGAGUCAUCCGCAGACAUCGUAUCAAAUCACCCAGGAUCCUGGACAUCCGAAAUUGGUAAGGAAUAGCACCAAUAUAUUGGUGGUUCCUAGAAGCACCAUCUAUAUACCGACCCGUUUGUCCCUGGGCAUCACUAGGAAUGGCCGGUAUCCAUCAUGGUAUUGUCGGUCCGUGACAGUGCUCGAUCUGGAGUUGAAUAUCGAACAAUUGUUCGUUGUCGAGAGGUGGAUUGAGCGGGGUCACACCCAUUUCAUGAGAUCAAAAUAUUUCAGCUUUGGUGCCUAUCAUAAGUUUCCGAAGUACACGUGGUGCAAGCGCUUUAGGAUUCACGUAGAGAAGUUAUAUGUCAGUUGGUUUAUGAUUAAUGCGAUCACGGGACCCUGGCACACUGACGUUGGAGGUAUUACCAUGAAUCGCUUCGAACGCACCUGCGUGUUGAUCUGUAAGACUGCUACCACAUUGGCUGUGGUCACCUUGUACUUUGGUAAGAGCACUGUGGAGUCCAUUCAGGAGGAGACACGGCAGAACAUCGAUCAUAAUCUUAAAAUGAGCCUGGUUGCUGCCUUGGCCUUCUACGCAUUUAUCGUCGGCACAAUUAUACAUUUUCUGUUUGAAUUCGUUAUAUUACGUUGGCUUUGGCCACAGGUUUAGUUCAUUGUCUCAAUAAAAGCUACGUUUUAUUGAUUUGCAAGGAUUGGUU